ACGGAUAAACCUUUUUUGUUUUGUUGUGAUCCUUCACUCACACUCUCCCACCAAUUAAUCUCUUGUAACCACCUUUCUCCGAUCACCGCCGUAAAACUCACCGGAAAUUCAAAAAUGAUCCUCCGACGACCAUUAAUAACCAUCUUAAUCCUAACCCACGUCUUAAUCCUCACAAAACCACUAAAUUCAACACCUUUUCAUAAAAAAAUCCACGAAAUAAACGGACCCAUCAAAACUCUUGUCGUUUUGGUCAUGGAAAACCGUUCGUUUGAUCACAUGUUGGGUUGGAUCAAGAAAACCCGACCCGAUAUUGACGGGUUAACGGGUCAAGAAUAUAACCAUGCAAAUGCUUCCGACCCGGGUUCCGAAAAAAUCUAUGUAUCAGAAGAUGCAGUUUUUGUUGAUUCGGAUCCGGGUCAUUCUAUUCAAGCUAUCCGGGAACAGAUAUUCGGGUCGAAUAGUACUGUAUCCAACCCGGCUCCAAUGAAUGGGUUUGUCCAACAAGCAAAUUCUAUGUUAGUAAAUGGGCUAAACAGUACUGUAAUGUCCGGGUUUGACCCGGAGUUGUUACCGAGUUACACCGAGUUGGUUAACGAGUUUGCUGUGUUGGACAGGUGGUUCGCCUCGGUUCCGGCUUCGACUCAGCCGAACCGGUUUUAUGUUCACUCAGCUACUUCUCACGGGGCAUCAAGUAAUGUAAGAAAAGACUUGAUAAAUGGUUUUCCUCAAAAAACUAUAUUUGAUUCAUUAGAUGAAAAUGGCCUUAGUUUUGGAAUAUAUUACCAAAAUAUCCCUGCUACAUUGUUUUUUAAGAGUUUAAGAAAACUUAAGUAUGUUACUAAGUUUCAUGAGUAUGAUUUGAAGUUUAAGUACCAUGCUAAAAAUGGAAAGUUGCCUAAUUAUGUGGUAGUGGAACAAAGGUAUUUUGAUGUGAAUGUGUUUCCGGCUAACGAUGAUCAUCCGUCGCAUGAUGUGGCGAUUGGACAAGCGUUUGUUAAGGAAGUUUAUGAGACAUUAAGGGCUAGUCCUCAAUGGAAUGAAAUGGCUUUGUUGAUUACUUAUGAUGAACAUGGUGGUUUUUAUGAUCAUGUGCCUACGCCGCUUGAUAAUGUGCCUAAUCCGGAUGGGAUUAUUGGUCCCGAACCGUAUUACUUUGGGUUUGAUCGGUUGGGUGUUCGGGUUCCUACUUUGUUGAUAUCUCCUUGGAUUGAUAAAGGCACAGUAAUACAUGAACCGAAUGGACCAAAUCCAUAUUCGCAAUUUGAACAUUCUUCUAUCCCGGCAACUGUAAAGAAGCUCUUCAAUUUAGAGUCUGACUUCUUGACCAAACGGGAUGAGUGGGCCGGGACCUUUGAGAAUUACUUUAACCUUCGUGAUACUCCUCGUGAUGAUUGCCCAGAAAAACUUCCUGAAGUCAAGGUGUCACUGAGGCCAAGAGGACCAAAAGAGGACAUGAGACUCACCGAGUUCCAAAUCGAACUAAUUCAGCUUGCAUCACAGCUUAAUGGCGAUCAUGUGCUAAACACAUACCCCAAUAUUGGAAACUAUAUGACAGUUGGUGAAGCCCACCAAUACGCACAUGAUGCGGUCACGAGGUUUUUGGAAGCUGGAAAGGCAGCCCUGAGAGCCGGAGCCAAUGAAUCUGCCAUUGUCACAAUGGGACCCGCUCUCAGUAGCCGAUCAACACAAAGACGAAUUCAAACCUACUAAAAGUAUGAAAAUCAUAUGUAUAUUAGUUUUUAACUUUUAUGUAUGUAUAGAUAAAAAAAUUCAUCAUAACUUAUGCCUUAGAUUUACAUAGGUUUAAUGCUCAUAAUUGUUGGUUAUCCUAACCACCAAGUUAAACCGAGUCAAA
Messenger RNA from Erigeron canadensis, 1855 nucleotides. Its product is annotated as non-specific phospholipase C1. The record is from RefSeq and is a predicted model, not a curated record. Gene Ontology annotation, biological process: phospholipid catabolic process. The transcript has 3 exons. Gene Ontology annotation, molecular function: hydrolase activity, acting on ester bonds. Lineage: Eukaryota; Viridiplantae; Streptophyta; Magnoliopsida; Asterales; Asteraceae. Bases 115 to 1710 code for a protein of 531 amino acids.